Messenger RNA from Laetiporus sulphureus 93-53, 225 nucleotides. RefSeq lists its product as uncharacterized. The transcript has a single exon. The coding region runs from base 1 to 225 and encodes 74 amino acids. Lineage: Eukaryota; Fungi; Basidiomycota; Agaricomycetes; Polyporales; Laetiporaceae. The record is from RefSeq and is a predicted model, not a curated record.
AUGCAACAAAUAUCAUGUUGCGUAUGUGGCUACAUUGGUACGUUAUCUACAAUCAUUCGUUUAGAUUGCUUAUCGUUGGUGCAGGCACAUUUCGCACUGAACUCUCAGCGUGAAUGGGCUGAAUCCGACGGGGAUUUUGAUUAUGAAGAAUACUAUAACUACAUCCUCGCCCUCUUCGACGACAAGGAGUGGUGCGAGGCUACUUUGGAUUGGUACAAUGGGUGA